UCUCCAUGUUGUUUACCUGCAGAAAUCGGUGUCCACGGAUCUCGUCGGUAACUCGUGUCGGUCUGAGCUGAACAUAAAUCACCGUGUCGUUUCUUUAAGUCACGGUUCGGUCUCGUGUCUGUUGACGGUAAACAUGACGUCUGUGGCGGAAGCUCGUGCUGCGCGGCUCCCGGCCGCAGACAACCCGCUGAAGAUGGUUAAAGCCACCGCAGGUGUGAGGAGAGCUGCUCUCGGAGAGAUUACCAACCGUCCUGGAGCAGCAGUCAACACCAAGAGGACCGGAGCGACCAAAGCCAAACCAUCUUGUGCCCAGAAAGUGAAACCUGUGGUGCCUCCAUCAGUCCAGGUCGCAGCACCUGCAGAUCCCCUCCCCCCAGUGUCAGAGGAGUCAGCUGACGUGUCCAUGAAGGAGGAGGAGGAGGAGGAGCUGUGCCAGGCGUUCUCUGAGGUGCUGCUCACUGUGCAGGACGUGGACGAGCAGGACUCAGACCUGCCGCAGCUCUGCUCAGAAUACGUCAAAGAUAUCUACAAAUAUCUGCACGUCCUGGAGGCGCAGCAGACUGUGCGAGCCAACUACAUGCAGGGUUAUGAGAUCACUGAACGCAUGCGAGCUCUUCUGGUGGACUGGCUGGUCCAGGUUCACUCCAGGUUCCAGCUGCUGCAGGAGACUCUGUACCUCACAGUGGCCAUCCUGGAUCGUUUCCUCCAGGUCCAGCCGGUCUCUCGCAGGAAGCUGCAGCUGGUUGGUGUGACCGCCAUGCUGGUGGCCUGUAAAUAUGAAGAGAUGUACGCUCCAGAGGUCGGAGACUUCGCCUACAUCACAGACAACGCUUUCACAAAGUCUCAGAUUCUGGAGAUGGAGCAGCUGGUUCUGAGGACGCUCAACUUUCAGCUGGGACGUCCUCUUCCACUACACUUCCUGAGACGAGCCUCCAAGGUGGCGAAUUCUGACGUAGAGAAACACACGCUGGCCAAGUAUCUGAUGGAGCUGACCCUCCUUGACUACGACAUGGUGCACUAUCGACCCUCUGAGGUCGCUGCUGCUGCGCUGUGUCUCUCCCAGCUGCUGGUCGACGGGCUGCCGUGGUCUCCCACUCAGCAGCACUACUCCACUUACGACGCGGCCCACCUGAAGCCCAUCAUGCAGCACAUCGCCAAAAAUGUGGUGACUGUAAACGGGGGGAAGACAAAGUUCCAGGCCGUCAGGAACAAGUACUCGAGCAGCAAGCUGAUGAAGAUCAGCCUCAUCCCUCAGCUGAAGUCGUCCAUCAUCACCAACAUGGCGGCUCCUCUGCUCAACAAUCCUUGAAGUCAGCUUUAAAUUUUAUCAGUGGACAUUUCACUUGCACUUUAUUUUAGAUCUCAAUCUGUGGAGAAACUUCUAGUUUUUAAUAAAUGUUUUUAAUUUUUGAUCAUAGCUUUGUGGUCUGUUCAGAGAUUUGGGUACGUGUUUGAUUUUAAUCACUGAUGUCAGAUCUUUGUGGUACGACAGAAUUUAUUUGUGUGCACCUUGAGUCAGAGCCUGUCAGUCAACCUGAGCUUCCUGUUUAAUGAGAAAUGACCUGGUUUUAAGCAAACAGCAGUCGUGGUAGACGAGACAGUGGGACAGUGACAAACUGUCUGAACACUAAACUUUAUUGGGAGUGGACAUGUCUUUAUCUAAUAUGGAGUUGAACUGGUGGACUAUGUUUUUAAAAUGAUCUGUGGAGCUUAGUACUAACUGAAAGUAUGCUUUACCUACCAAAUGGUUGUAUUUUACAGACCUGGACACAUGUCUAUUGUGGCUCUAGUUUUCCAUACACAGGCAGGUAGUGCAAGAUAUUUCUGGGAUGUUUAUAUUUGAAUUCUUUUCAUAAAUUAUUGAACAAAC
Messenger RNA from Epinephelus lanceolatus (giant grouper), 1870 nucleotides. RefSeq names its product G2/mitotic-specific cyclin-B2-like. Gene Ontology annotation, molecular function: cyclin-dependent protein serine/threonine kinase regulator activity. NCBI's taxonomy places the organism in Eukaryota, Metazoa, Chordata, Actinopteri, Perciformes, Serranidae. The record is from RefSeq and is a predicted model, not a curated record. Gene Ontology annotation, biological process: mitotic cell cycle phase transition.